Molecule: messenger RNA, 3246 nt
Organism: Cydia splendana
Lineage: Eukaryota; Metazoa; Arthropoda; Insecta; Lepidoptera; Tortricidae
Product: AN1-type zinc finger protein 2A
Exons: 7
Coding region: 188-1123 (311 amino acids)
Biological process (GO): proteasome-mediated ubiquitin-dependent protein catabolic process; protein targeting to ER
Cellular component (GO): cytoplasm; endoplasmic reticulum
Molecular function (GO): zinc ion binding
Source: RefSeq, a predicted model, not a curated record
AAACUAGAAUUCUUUGAAAAUGAUGCGAAAAUGUCGUUUCAUUGAGAAAUGAUGUGAUGACGAAUUCAUUAUCAUUGAACGUAUAUAUUCGUUUUGCAACGCGAAGCACUGUUUAUUCCUCGUAGAAGCGUCAGAGUGGUCUUUACGUGUUUGUGAAUUGUGAAGUGUUGUAGUUAAAACAAUUAUAAUGGAGUUUCCACACCUAGGACGAAAUUGUGCUUUUAGCACCUGUAAUAGACUGGAUUUCUUGCCCAUGAAAUGUGGAGCGUGUCUAGAGUCAUUCUGCUCAGACCACUUUGCCUACAUAAACCAUGAUUGUCCCGCGCCAAACACCAGAGAUGUCCAAGUACCUGAAUGUCCGCUCUGCGGGGCCCCAGUGCCGGGGAAGCGCGGGGAACGACCAGAUGUGGCCGUUAGCGAACACAUAGACAACCAAUGUCAGUCUGACCCGGCUAAAGAGAGGAGAAAAAAGGUGUACACAAACCGCUGCGCGUACAAAGGUUGUAAGACGAAAGAAAUGAUACCAGUAGUUUGCGGCGAGUGUACCUUUAAUUACUGCCUGAAGCAUCGACAUACCACGGACCACGCCUGCGAGGGCCCGCUGGCGGCUAAGAGAAAACGUGCGACUGAGGCAGCCAUGACGAGGUUACAAAUUGGUCAAACGAAUAAGAUGCAGUUCCAAACACCUAUCACGACCAACCCGGGCCGCACUCGCGUCGCCACUCUACAAGACUUGCAAGCGGUGCAAGGCAAUAUGUCGGAAGAUGAGGCCCUGGCCCGGGCGCUGUCCCUGUCCCUGCAGAGCUCGUCGCUGGGCGCCGCGGCCGGGGACGUGGCCGUGGCGCGCGCGCUGGCCCGCCGCGUCGGAGCUUUGGGCAGUCAAAGUCAAGCUAGGGACCCGAAUCGACCUCCACGUCGCGACGAAACACGAGACCCAAUCGACCCCCAACCCAAUAGAAAUCUCUGCGACAUUUUAAUGAUUGUUGGUGCUGUACUUUUAACUAUAUAUGUUCUUGCUGGCUUGAAGUAUAUGUUUUAUAAUACCGGUGCCCGUUCUGAAUCCUCGUCAUAUAGAAGGAACACGUAUGAUGAUGACGAUAUGUAUAAUUAUUUAGAUUUUUGAUUGUUAACACCCUAUAACAAUCGUAAAUUCCCAUUCCAUGGUAGAUAAAGUCAAAUCACGCCCAGCGUGGCAAAAAAAAUGUUCUCUCUCAAUUGUCAUAUAGCGCCCCUGUCGCCAUUGUCAAAUUGCUUAAUUCCUAAGCUUAAGAGCUGUUUCCCACUGGACGUCAGUUUCUUGCGGGUACGGUUUUUAGCAGGAUCCAGUUUCCUGUAGUAUGCAUGCAGGAUCCCGCAAACAGAAUCCUCGCGUGAAAGUUACUAUAUUAGCACCUAUACUACUAAAACGGAAUCCUGCAACAAAACCGUACCCGCAAAAACCGGGACGUCAGUGGGAAACAGCUCUAAGUCCAAGAUUAUCAGGAAUUUACUAUAGUAGAUUGUUAACCAAGGGUUGAAAGGCACUCAUUUCUGUCGAGGUAGUUUGGCGCUCGAACGCAGUGAUAUAUGAAAAAUGGAUAAGCUGAUAUUUUAGCGUAAUAUUAAUAUGUACAUUUUAUCCUCUAGCCCAGCGAUCGGCAACCUUUUAGCAACCAAGGGCCACAUAGUAGUUAAAGAAGUUGACGCGGGCCGCACUUUGUUAAUAUGUGUGAAGUUACCUGACAUUGUUGUUUGACAAUAUUACAUACAAAAUAGCCAGGGGGUCUCGCGGGCCGCAAGUGAGAGGUUCGCGGGCCGCCUGUCGCCGACCGCUGCGGCUAGCCGCCCAGAGGCCUAUAAAUAGAUCUCUCGUUCCAUUCUAAUUUGAAUCUUAUUUUGACAAAUCAAAAUUGCAUUUGUAUUGACAUGUUUUGAUGUCUGGGCUAGAGGAUAAAUAGUAUGGUGUAGAAAUAAAAAAUAUACGAUUAUGAGGAAUCGCCCUUAUUGACAACUGAUAAAGUGGGCCCUUUUCCCCUGCAUCAACGCAUUAUAAUAUAUAUCUCCUAAUUGUAAAAGGAAGUAUGUACUGUGUUUGUGAGUUUUCUCGUUCUAAAAUAAGACAAUAGAACGAGACAGUGUGAAAUAAGUUGAUUGUAAAUUGUGAAUGUUUUUACCAACACAAUGCACUUUUUAAAUGUUCAAUUAUAAAUUCUAUGAUUGUUUUAAACAUAUCUUACUGUUCAAUUUAUUAGAUGUUAGUGUUAGUAUAAUUUAUUCAUAAUAUUUUAUGUUACUAUAGUUCAUUUAUUUUAGCAUUAGAAAGAACUUGAAAGAAGGUAAGCGAUCUUGACAUGUCUUUUAAUUGAAAAACGCUUUUUAAAAAUCAGUAACUAUUACUUAUGAAAGCAGAAGAAUACAAUGAUCGUAUUAGAUUCAUAAUUAUUACAUAUUUGCCGUAACUUAUUUUUAAAAUGUGUUUUUCAAUUAAAAGACACAUCAAGAUUGUUUACCUUAUUUCUAAUGCUAGAAAAAACGAACUAUAAGCUCUUGUCAAUCUCUAUUAUAACCUAUAUUAUUGUAACUUCUAUAUUUAAUUUUAAAAAGACUAUGCAUUAGUAUUGUCACAAAAAGUGGGUUACACUGUAAAAAUAUGUGUUGACUGUAACUUAUAUUUUCAUAACCACACCACACUGACCAAACUUAAAAAAAAAUUAAAAGUUUUAAAACAGUAUAAUCUUAUAAAAUAAUAAUUGCUAUUCUGUUCAUUUUUUCUAUUAAAAGUUUAACAUAUUUUUACAUAAUGACACGCUUGUCGAUCGACACGGGUUUGCUCAGUUUUUCCAAAAACACAAGAAAGUAAAAAUAUGAAAACUGGACCUAAAUAGGUUUUUAGCAUUAAAAAGAACGCAUAAGUAGCUAUGAGGGUUUAUAAAUGGCUAUUAAUAACUUAUCUGAUUCUCAAAUAUCAAUUAAAAUACUACCAGUGUCCGAUUUAGAAACAUGCAUAUUUCUGCGAAGUUUUUUCAUAUCGUAAAAAAUAUAUAUACCAUCACUAUAAAUUCACUAAAGAGAGUUGGUAACACUGUUUUGUGUACUUGUAUUAUCAACCGUAUAAUGCUAGUAAUAAAGUUGAUAUUAGUUCACCAUUGCUAUAACAACCUAUUUGGGUCAGUAAUUUUUCGGAAACACCUUUGCUUGCUGUGUUCACUUUAGCUAAGAAUUACCAAGAUCUAUAUUUUUGAAAUACAUACAUCAAUGUUAACUGAA